Messenger RNA from Pectinophora gossypiella (pink bollworm), 851 nucleotides. RefSeq names its product PITH domain-containing protein CG6153. Lineage: Eukaryota; Metazoa; Arthropoda; Insecta; Lepidoptera; Gelechiidae. The coding region runs from base 143 to 769 and encodes 208 amino acids. The record is from RefSeq and is a predicted model, not a curated record. The transcript is spliced from 4 exons. Gene Ontology annotation, cellular component: nucleus.
AAAAAAAAGAGUUGACAGACGUUCGUCAAGAUCACUGUCGUUGUCUCAGUGCGUGAUUUGUUGUUUUGAUCGUUUUGAUUGUUCUCGUUUGGUAUUUUUUAGCUUUUCGUGGUCUUGUCGCUUCCUUUUUAUAUUUGUAAAUAUGCCACACAGCCAUUGUCACGACGGACAUCACGAUCAUGACCACGAUCACGAAAGUGCAGAAUUGGGCAUACAAUAUAACUUGUUCGAAAAAAUUGAUAAAGAGAACUUACAGUGUCUUAAUGAAACUGUUGAUGGAUCGGGAAAAACUGUGUUCAAACCCUGGGACAAGAGAUUAGACCGGACCCAGUUCGUCGAGAGCGAUGCUGAUGAAGAACUACUUUUCAAUAUACCUUUUACGGGUAAUAUUAAACUAAAAGGUAUCAAGAUAUCAUCGGAAGAUACUGACUGUCAUCCUGCUAAAUUAAGAUUAUAUAAGAACAAACCUAAUAUGACUUUUGAUGAUAUUGCCAUGGAACCCGAUCAAGUAUUUGAACUACAAAAGGAUAGUCAAGGAUAUCUAGAAUAUGCUCCCAAGGUAGUUACAUUUUCGUCGGUUUCACAUUUAACAAUGCACUUUCCAUGUAAUUUUGGUGCUGAUAACACAAAAAUAUACUACAUUGGUUUAAAAGGAGAAUGGACUCCUGCACACAGACACGGUGUGACCAUUUGUACAUAUGAAGCAAGACCAAACCUUGAUGAUCAUAAACUGAAGCAUUUAGACUCUGUAACUAAACAUAUAGACUAAAAAAUUGCUACAAGUUAUCAUAUCAAUUAAACUUUUGUAUAAAAAUCUUAAUUUAUUAUCAAAUAAAGAAAAUUUAUUCAGA